AUGGCUACCCCCAGUGUUCUCGCUUUUGACGCUGAGGGUCGGGCCAUUGACUUUGAGGUCUGGGUAGAUGACUUGCAGCUUUUCCUACAGGGCGAUAGGGCAGACGGUCUCUCCCUCUUUGACCUCACCUCUGGCGCCUCCCCUGCCCCUGCUGCUGACGCUGACGCCACUGUUCGUUCCCAGUGGGCCACGCGCGAUGCUGCUGCACGUCUUGCUGUGCGUCGCCACCUGCCUACCACUGAGCAUGCGCACUUUAGUCAGUACAAGAGUGCUCAGACCUUGUACGACGCUGUAGUUGCGCGCUACUUCUCCCCUGCCACUGCUGCACUGAGCCGUCUCAUGCGACCGUACCUCUUCCCUAACCUUACUGCCUUUCCCACAGUCGCUGACCUCAUUACGCACCUCCGCACUAGUGACUAUCGCUACCGCCCUGCACUUCCUGCUGACUCGGUCGGUGCGGCGUCUGCCCCUAGCGGGAGACGCCGCUCUGGCAAGGGCAAGGGGGGCAGGGGCACUGGAGGGGCAAGCGGGGGCGGUGGAGGUGGAGGUGGAGGCGGCGGAGGGAGUGGGGGUGGUGGUGGGAGUGGUGGUGGGGGUGGAGGUGUCGGUGGCGGCAGUGGAGGCGUAGGCGGCGGCGGCGGUGGCGGUGGGAGCGGAGGUGGCGGAGGUGGCGGCGGUGGAGGAGCCGGCGGAGGCGGCGGUAGUAGCGGAGGCGGCGGAGCGGCGGAGGCGGCGGGGGUGGCAGUGAAGCUGGUCACGGGUCUACGCAGAGGAGUGGCUCCGGUGGUGGUCCGCGCCUGCAGCAGCAGCACGGUCUGUGGGGGUGCGCACCCCACCCAGCGCUGCUUUGGCCGCCUGACGGACGCGUCACGUCACCAGUUCCCGGAGGCCACAGAGAUCCCUCGCUGGGGCGAGCUGUCUAGGGCGGGCGUUGCCAUCUAUGAUCUUGAUUUUGAUGCUAUCCUUUCUGCCAUGUAUGCUGUGUCUAUUAGUGAUGAGGGUGACUGUUACCGGUGUUUCCCGCCCGAUCCGGGCAUUGAGACUGCUGCUCUAGGUACUGGUGAGGCGGCUGCCCUAGGUGCUUGCGACGUUGCUGCUCUAGGUGCUAGUGCGUCUGCGUCCUCAGGUACUAGUGAGUCUGCGCUCUCAGGUUCUACGUCGGCUUCGACCUCCCUCACCUUCACCCUUGACUCUGGGGCUUCUCGCUCCUUCUUUCGGGACCGCACCACACUCACGCCGCUUAGUCGGCCGGUUGUGGUGUCUCUGGCUGACCCCUCUGGGGGUCCUGUCCUGUCUCACUUCUCCACAGUUCUCCCGUGUCCGGCGGCUCCCUCUGGCACCCUGUCUGGUCUUUACCUCCCCUCGUUCUCUACGAACCUGGUGAGUGGUGCUGACCUACAGGAUGGGGGAGUACACCAGUUCACUCCCGCGCGUCAGCGAGUGACGCACUGCACAGAGGCUAGCACAGGCCGACACCUGGCUACGUUUACCCGUCGGCCGGGGUCGAGCCUUUACACACUGACCACUCCGUCUCCUCCGGUUGUUGAGUCUCGUAGGGUCACUGUGUCGGGUCAGGUGCUUGCUGCAGCGUCCAGGUCUGGUCUUGAGUCUGCCCCCUAUUCGUGUCGUCUCCUGUGUCACGAGACUCUCCUCUGGCACCACCGCCUUGGUCACCCCUCUCUGCUUCGGCUCAGAAGCAUGGCCUCCCGUCUCCUUGUUUCUGGUCUCCCUCGGCCCCUCCCUCCCCUUCCUCAGGGCCCUAGCUCUACCUGUGUCCCCUGUGUCGAGGGGCGCCAGCGGGCUGCCCCUCACUCCUCCCAGUUUCCUCCGACAGAGGCCCCGUUGCAGACGCUUCAAAUGGACGUGUGGGGCCCAGCCCGCGUCCGUGGACAGGGUCACGAGCGCUACUUCCUGCUUGUUGUUGACGACUACCCGCGUUACACCACAGUCUUCCCCUUGCGCAGCAAGGGUGAUGUCACUGAGGUGCUGAUCGACUGGAUCCGCACAGCUCGUCUCCAGCUCAGGCAGGGCUUUGGCUCGGACUUUCCUGUUCUGCGUCUGCACUCUGACAAAGGCGGAGAGUUUUCUUCUGGCCUUCUGAGAGCCUACUGUCGCGCACGAGGAAUCCGUCAGACCUUCACGCUUCCGGACUCCCCGCAGCAAAAUGGGAUUGCUGAGCGCCGCAUUGGCAUGGCAUGUACGUCGCUCGUACGUCUAUGA
Messenger RNA from Closterium sp. NIES-65, 2220 nucleotides. The record is from the annotation of a GenBank genome assembly. Lineage: Eukaryota; Viridiplantae; Streptophyta; Zygnematophyceae; Desmidiales; Closteriaceae.